AUGGUACACAAGCAUGCAUUUGAAGAUUUAGAUCGAACUUUGAAGGAUACAAUGCGAAUUGUCGAUCCAAUGAAUUUAAAUAUUCCAUUUGGAGGGAACUUGGUUGUUUUUGGAGGUGAUUUCAGACAAAUUCUACCUGUUGUUCCGGGUGACAGUAGACAAAACAUUGUUAAUGCUUCUUUAAGUAAUCUUGGUGGUCCGAAUGAUGGUAAAGCAAUUGUUGAUAUUCCAGAAGAUAUUCUCAUUAAUGAUCCAUGUGAUCCUAUUGGUUCAUUAAUCAAUUUUGUAUGUCCUUCGAUUCUUGAAAACUUCAACAUUGCAGGUUAUUUUCAAGAAAGAGCAAUACUUGCUCCCAAGAAUGAAGUUGUCCAAGAAAUAAAUGAUCGAUUGCUAAAAUUGAUUCUAGGAGAGCAAAAAGAAUAUUUAAGUUCAGAUAGCCUCUGCAAAUCUGAGUUUGUUCAUGAUUAG
This is a messenger RNA of Lactuca sativa (garden lettuce), 468 nucleotides long. RefSeq lists its product as uncharacterized. The record is from RefSeq and is a predicted model, not a curated record. Gene Ontology annotation, biological process: DNA repair; telomere maintenance. Gene Ontology annotation, molecular function: DNA helicase activity. Lineage: Eukaryota; Viridiplantae; Streptophyta; Magnoliopsida; Asterales; Asteraceae.